Molecule: messenger RNA, 2852 nt
Organism: Polyodon spathula (Mississippi paddlefish)
Lineage: Eukaryota; Metazoa; Chordata; Actinopteri; Acipenseriformes; Polyodontidae
Gene: cpsf3
Product: cleavage and polyadenylation specific factor 3
Exons: 18
Coding region: 117-2213 (698 amino acids)
Biological process (GO): mRNA 3'-end processing by stem-loop binding and cleavage
Cellular component (GO): mRNA cleavage and polyadenylation specificity factor complex
Molecular function (GO): RNA binding; 5'-3' exonuclease activity; RNA endonuclease activity
Source: RefSeq, a predicted model, not a curated record
AGCGGGUCCUCGCGUUUGUUAGGACAGAGAUUGGGGUAGCACAGCUUUCGUUAGCUCUAGUUAUGCUCCGAGUGUUCACUUUUCUGACUAUCUAAGUAUACUUUUUAUGUGUAAAAAUGGCUGCAAAAAGAAAAGCAGACAAUUUGGUUCCCGCGGAGGAAAGCGACCAGCUCCUGAUCAGACCUCUGGGUGCUGGACAAGAGGUGGGAAGGUCAUGUAUCAUCCUGGAGUUCAAGGGAAGAAAAAUCAUGCUGGACUGUGGUAUCCACCCUGGUCUGGAGGGGAUGGAUGCUCUCCCUUACAUUGAUUUGAUUGACCCAGCAGAGAUUGACCUUCUCCUUAUAAGCCAUUUCCAUUUGGAUCACUGUGGGGCCUUGCCUUGGUUUCUACAGAAGACAAGUUUCAAAGGGAGGACGUUCAUGACUCACGCAACUAAAGCUAUUUAUCGUUGGCUCCUGUCAGAUUAUGUAAAAGUCAGUAACAUUUCAGCAGAUGACAUGCUGUACACAGAGACCGACCUGGAAGAAAGCAUGGACAAAAUUGAAACCAUCAACUUCCACGAAGUGAAGGAGGUAGCGGGGAUCAAAUUUUGGUGCUACCAUGCCGGCCACGUUCUAGGGGCAGCCAUGUUCAUGAUUGAAAUAGCUGGCGUGAAGUUGUUGUACACAGGAGACUUCUCUCGGCAAGAAGACAGGCAUCUGAUGGCAGCAGAGAUUCCCAGUGUCAAACCUGAUAUUCUCAUUAUUGAAUCCACCUACGGCACCCACAUCCAUGAGAAGAGGGAAGAACGAGAGGCCCGUUUCUGCAACACUGUGCACGACAUUGUGAACAGGGAGGGGAGGUGCCUCAUUCCUGUGUUUGCCUUGGGGAGAGCCCAGGAGCUGCUGCUUAUUCUGGAUGAAUACUGGCAGAAUCACCCGGAGCUGCAUGACAUUCCCAUCUACUAUGCCUCGUCCCUGGCUAAGAAGUGCAUGGCAGUGUAUCAAACUUACGUCAAUGCCAUGAACGACAAGAUCCGCAAGGCUAUCAAUAUCAACAACCCCUUUGUUUUCAAGCACAUCAGCAACCUGAAAAGCAUGGAUCAUUUUGACGACAUCGGCCCUAGCGUGGUCAUGGCCUCCCCAGGUAUGAUGCAGAGUGGCCUGUCCAGGGAACUGUUUGAGAGCUGGUGCACUGAUAAGAGGAAUGGCGUCAUCAUUGCAGGUUACAGCGUGGAAGGAACCCUUGCCAAGCACAUCAUGUCUGAACCAGAGGAGAUCACCACUAUGUCCGGACAGAAGCUGCAGCUGAAGAUGUCUGUGGAUUACAUCUCCUUCUCUGCUCACACAGACUAUCAGCAGACCAGCGAGUUCAUCCGGGCACUGAAACCACCACAUGUGAUCCUGGUGCACGGUGAACAGAAUGAAAUGGCCAGGCUGAAGGCUGCGCUGAUCCGUGAAUAUGAAGACAAUGAUGAAGCUCAUAUCGAAGUACACAAUCCACGCAACACUGAGGCUGUGACGCUUAACUUCAGAGGAGAGAAACUCGCAAAGGUUAUGGGAUCCCUGGCGGACAAAAAAAGUGAACAAGGUCAGAGAGUUUCAGGAAUACUUGUGAAACGGAACUUCAACUACCACAUACUCACUCCAUCAGAUCUGUCCAAUUAUACAGAACUAUCAAUGAGCACAGUAAAACAGACCCAGGCGAUUCCUUUUACAGGCCCAUUCACAUUGUUGGAGAGUCAGCUACGCAAUAUAGCAGGGAAUAUUGAAGAAAUUGAGACUCAUGACAGGCCUGCACUAAAGGUUUUCAAAAACAUCACACUGGUGCAGGAACCCGGAAUGGUGGUAUUGGAGUGGAUUGCCAAUCCAUUAAAUGACAUGUACGCUGACGCAGUGACCACCGUCGUCCUGGAGGUGCAGUCCAAUCCCAAGGCUCAGAAAGCCAUGGCAAAUGCCAAACAGGAUAGAGUUGAUAUGGAAACCUACCAGAAGAGACUGGAAGUUAUGCUACAGGACAUGUUUGGAAAAGUUUCACACCAAAAAAUUUUUGCUAGACAGUCAAUGACACCUACCCUUCUGACGAAUUCUAAGUUGGACCUGGUUUCAGCCCCAGCGUUCUGUUUCUUGCAGACGGUGGAUUACGAGGAGGGCAGUGCAGACGAUGAGUCCCUGAAGGAAAUGGUGGAGCUGGCUGUGCAGAGACUUUACGAUGCCCUUAACCCUGCCCUCUGAAGAGAAAAUUAAACUACAGAAGGCACGCUGCAGGAGACCGUGCCCCCAUCCUGCUGGAACAACAAAAUGGCUUGCUAAAAAUAGACACGCUCAUCUUAGGAGCUGUUCUUGUAUGAGCCAUUGUGUUCAUCAGUAGUUGACUGCGGGCUAAUUUUCAAAACUUUCUCUUUUUGUUCCCAUUUUUCUGGAAGGAAUAUUUCAAAACUAGUCCACUUGAGUCCCAAAAUUAACCUGAGAUGAAGUGACAGACCUUUAUUAUGCUUUUGAUAAUAAAAAAAGGGAUAAAAAUACAUCUCACUGGCUUUGAAAAAAUUAUAGUUGAUGUCUAAAAAAUAUUUUUUAUGGAAUAAAAAGAAAAAGUAACAACGUGGCAUGUCUUUUUUAAAUGUGUUUUCUUUUAUCAGUUGUAUGUACAUUUUUUUCUUUAAAGAACUGAAAUCUUGUAUUGCACCAUAGUUUGGUUAGGAAAGGAAUGUUGUUUUUGUGACACAAACUACAGUAUGUAAUUUCUAAUACUCAAGGGUCAUCUGCGACAGUGUCAUUUUCAGAGAUUGAAUGACAUAAUUAUUCAAUUAGUAUACACAAUAUUAGCCGCAGCAUCUGAGGAAUGACUUGAAUAAAUUGCUUUUUCAGAUAUUU